GCGCCGCUCCUUCCUCUGUGGAGACUUUGCACUCUUCGAGGAGAAAGCGCGGCUCGAGGGGCGGCUUGGCCUCUCGACCCAACCCUGCUGACCAGAAAAGAUGGAGAUCGGGUGCGGUCCCUCCUCCACCAACGUUCAGCGGGGACAUCGAGGCCGAUCCCUACUGUUUUCGGCACUACAAGCGGAGAUUGCUCAGGUGGGUGGAAAUCACCAAGGAGUACCUACCUGGGAACGAGCAAGCUUUGCGAGCUCUUGAACACCUCAAAGGUGAGGCGGAGAUCGAAAUGGAAGAAAUGGAGGAUACUCGGUACAACACCGACGGGGGCAUCUCGCUCCUCCUGCAGGACCUUGAGCGCAGCUUCGGCGCAAAGGAGAUGUUCCGCCAGGGCGGCACGAUCCGGGAGUUUGAGAACGUGGGCAGGCUGCAAGGAGAAAGUGUGCAUGCGUUUGUCCGUCGUUUCAGACUCUUGGAGCGCAAGCUCAAGGACAACCAGGUCCCCGAGUACCCGGAGCAGGCAAGAGUAAUCAAGUUACUGGAUGGCUUGCGCUUGGAUGAGAAGAGCGUGGCCUCUCUGCUCCUGGCCGCGGGUAACCGGUACGACAUGAGAGCUAUCCUCAAUGCUAUUUCCAUACAGUACCCCGCCGGUCUAACCAUCACGGGAAUGCCGCGGCACUUCAUCUUCGACGGCCUCCUCAUCGGCGUCUUCUACAAGGUCGGGGCUACCUUCACGGAAGACUAUGCCGACGAGGAAAUGGCGGAUGCUGAGGUCUUCCUCCUGUGGACGAGGAUCCUCCUCCGGAACCUCAAGGUGACGAUCCUGGAGAAGGAGACCUAUCCCGAGGACGAGGAUUGGGGCAGCUUGGUCCAGGCGCUCACCGUGACGAGCAAACGGUUGGCAGGACUGGUCCAGGCCCGCGGCUACUACCAGACCGAAGGCAAGGGCAAGAAAGGCAAGGGCAAGAGCAAGGGCCGCGGUAAAGGUCGCGGCAAGCCCGGUGGCAAGGCUUCGGGCAAGUCCUUCCCCUCUUUCGGCAAGGCCUCCGGCAAGAAGGGCUCUGGCUUCAAGGGCAAGGCCAAGACGACGGACCCUGCUGUUCACCAGCAAAGGCUGCAGGGCAGCCUGUGUUUGGGAUGUGGAGCGUCGGAUCACUGGCUCAAGGACUGCCCUUCGUACAACGUCCAGAAUGCUCAGAUCGCCAGCGCUUCCUUCGAAGGCUUGGUGCUGGAUGCGGAUGGCGUUGCAGCUUCUUGGAUGGUGAGCGCCAAUGAGCCUCUUCAGGAAGGCACUACUGAGGAAAAGAGCUUUCAGCACUUCUUCCAGGCCCCUCCGCUUUCCGAGUUUGAGCCCUCUGUACCUGUCGGUCCCAGUAUCUUGUUGCAGUACUACCAGGGCAGCAGUUCGGCUUACAUCAUCGCGGAUACGGGUUGUCAGAG
Messenger RNA from Symbiodinium necroappetens, 1435 nucleotides. The record is from the annotation of a GenBank genome assembly. NCBI's taxonomy places the organism in Eukaryota, Dinophyceae, Suessiales, Symbiodiniaceae.